AUGUCAUCCGACACAAUAUUUGGGUUCCCGAAAUAUCCACCAUUCCAACUAAAUAGUCCUCGAUUCCACAAAGAAACCUCUACGGAAGCUGUUGAUGAAUAUCUACACUAUUUGGAUGUUGUUGAUCCGUCCACGCUAUUUACAUCCGACAAACGGUUGCGUGAAUCCGUCCAACUGCUCGAAGACUAUCAAAAAGGUGUAGCGAAAGCUACUGAUCAGGAGCUAUGGCGAGCACAAAAAGUGAAGCAGGCGAUUCUACAUCCGGACACCGGUGAGAAGGUGUUACCACCAUUUCGAAUGAGUGGAUUCGUGCCAUUCGGAUGGAUUACGGUAACAGGAAUGCUCCUGCCGAAUCCCUCUUGGCCAACGCUUCUAUUCUGGCAGUGGAUGAACCAAUCUCAUAAUGCUUGUGUUAAUUAUGCAAAUAGGAAUGCAACUCAGGUAACCAUUCGCACGAAGGUGGUCCUGAAAGGGAAGAAAACAAGGAUUUUUCCCAAAAGCUGCUCUCUCGCAAAAGAUGUCACAAUCACUGAUAGACCUUAUGCCAAUGGAAUUCCGCGCGAACACGCGGUUUCUGAUCCUUUGGGCUAG
Molecule: messenger RNA, 591 nt
Organism: Cooperia oncophora
Lineage: Eukaryota; Metazoa; Nematoda; Chromadorea; Rhabditida; Trichostrongylidae
Source: the annotation of a GenBank genome assembly